Molecule: messenger RNA, 966 nt
Organism: Mus musculus (house mouse)
Lineage: Eukaryota; Metazoa; Chordata; Mammalia; Rodentia; Muridae
Gene: Or2bd2
Product: olfactory receptor family 2 subfamily BD member 2
Exons: 1
Coding region: 1-966 (321 amino acids)
Biological process (GO): signal transduction; G protein-coupled receptor signaling pathway
Cellular component (GO): plasma membrane; membrane
Molecular function (GO): olfactory receptor activity; G protein-coupled receptor activity
Source: RefSeq, marked provisional
AUGGGCCCGGGAACCCUCAAUGAUUCAGGAACCACAGAGUUCCUGCUGCUGGGACUGUGGGCCCCACCUUCCCUGCGCCCCCUGCUGUGGGCCUCACUUCUUCUAGCCUACCUCACCACUGUGCUGGGUAAUGGUGCCCUAGUGGGUCUGAUAGCCUUGGACAGACGACUGCAUCGGCCCAUGUAUCGCCUGCUGACCCACCUGGCCCUGCUGGACACAGCCUAUGUGAGUACCACGCUACCGCAGGCGCUGGCACACAUGACCAUGCGCAGUGCCCGCCUCUCCCUGGUACGUUGUGGCACGCAGCUGUACGUGGGCAUCUCCCUGGGCAGCUGCGAGGCCAUCCUCUUGGCAGCGAUGGCCCUGGACCGCUGCCUGGCUGUGUGCAGACCGCUGCAUUAUGCGACCCUGGUGACCGCCCCCCGCUGCGCAGCGCUGGCUGGAGCAUCCUGGACACUGGGCUUUGCACUCUCUGUACCCAAUGCGGUGGCUGCACUACGCCUGCCCUUCUGUCCUGGGAGGGCAGCGGUGGACCACUUCUUCUGUGAGCUACCUGCGGUGCUGAGGACAGCGUGUGCGGACACCACAGCCAACUACAGGCUGGUCUAUGGCCUGGGCGUGCCCAUCCUCCUGGUACCUUUGGUCCUCAUCCUAGCCUCUUACACCUGGAUUCUGGCUGCUGUGCGCAAGUUGCCUUCUGCUGGAAGUCGCCACAAAGCUUUGUCCACCUGCAGCUCACAUUUGGCUGUGGUGGGGCUCUUCUAUGGCACGGUGAGUGCCAUGUACCUGCGGCCCAAAGCCUCUAGUGAUCUUCCUGCUAGACACCAUAAACUGGUGGCAGUUUUCUACCUGGUGGUCACACCUGUCCUCAAUCCACUCAUCUACAGCCUUCGAAACCGUGAGGUCCACAUGGCAGCUCGCUAUGCCCUGGCCCGGCUGCGGGGGACGCGCAUUGUGUUGCACUAA